Messenger RNA from Nematocida ausubeli, 1125 nucleotides. RefSeq lists its product as uncharacterized. The transcript has a single exon. The record is from RefSeq and is a predicted model, not a curated record. NCBI's taxonomy places the organism in Eukaryota, Fungi, Microsporidia. The coding region runs from base 1 to 1125 and encodes 374 amino acids.
AUGGACACUGUCGUAGUAGUCUUUGAAAGACUUUCGGCCCUAUCAUUAAAAAGCCUAUCAAAGCAUGCAAGAAAUCUUCUGUUUCCUCUUCGAAUAUUUCCUGUGCAGAUGGAAAAUGCCAAAAUAAUAAAGAGAUGGGCACUUACAAAAACUGAUAAAGACUAUGAAUUUGUUGAAAAGGAGGAAAGAUGCGAAACUCUGAAGUCUUUCAUUGAGCAGCUCAGAAUAAAUGUGUGCAUGGUUUUUGUGGACACAGUGGAAGAAAUGCCUGAAAAAUGGCACUUUCACAUUGACACAAUGGAGAAUAUAAUGCGUGUAUCCAUGCAGAACACUGUCCUGGAGAGGCUUGAAGUAAAGGAUACUGCUUCUAGUAUCCUGCAGGCCUCAAAUAUUUUCUUCAAACGGUCGAUUAUUUCUCUCAUUGGGAUUCGAAUUAAAAAUAAGAGUGGAAAGAAGGAGACUGUAGACAUCUCCAUAGGACUUGAUAAGACAGAAUAUCCUCUUCCUUCGGAAAUGUCCAUGGUGCUGGCACAGCCAACUGGAAUUCUUGUGCAUGGCUCGCACGCAAUAAUUGACAGCAAACUGCUUCUUAAAGUUCUUUCGAAAAACAGUCUGUUCUUCUGUGGAUAUGCACCCGGGAUAUUCCUUAAGCUGGAUUUGGUGCUUGACCGGCCAGUAGCAAAUAUUUACAGAGGCACAGAUUCCAUUACUAUUUUGGACUCUUCACUUCCCUUUAUGAAGAGACACUUUCUGCAGGAAUACAUCUCUCAUCUUCUGAGGAAGUUCGGAGAAGACAUUCGGGCUCUUGUGAGCAUAUUCUCUGAAAAAACAGAAAAGAAAGACAUGGAAGGAAUGUUAUUGGAAGAAAUGAAGCGCAUUCGGAUGAUGUCCAUUGAGAGAAAGAACCGACUUCUCUUGGGGAUGUGUGAUAUCCUGAGUACGCUGCACUUUAAGGAAUAUGACCCCAGGCACAAUAUCCUUGCAAGUAUGCACAUAAUAUAUGCAGACAUAAUAAAAAAGCAGAAAAUUGAAGGUGUUGAUGCCCCAAUUUGCAUGCACCUUCCGCCCACCAGAACUGCCCCGUCUUCUUCCCUGCACUGUCUUCUAAAGGGUAUUGAAAUGUAG